Notothenia coriiceps (black rockcod) is the source of this 4106-nucleotide messenger RNA. It is a transcript of the gene cabp1b, whose product is annotated as calcium binding protein 1b. The coding region runs from base 144 to 1406 and encodes 420 amino acids. Gene Ontology annotation, cellular component: cytoplasm. Gene Ontology annotation, molecular function: calcium channel regulator activity; calcium ion binding. Lineage: Eukaryota; Metazoa; Chordata; Actinopteri; Perciformes; Nototheniidae. The record is from RefSeq and is a predicted model, not a curated record. The transcript has 8 exons.
ACUGCAGUGAUGCUCGGGUUUGUAGAUUAGAUCCAAGUCAACUGACUGAUGCUGAACACCUGCACGUGGCGAAGGACUGCCUUCUUUUUCGUUCAAGCGCCCCCCAGCCUGCAGAAGCUUCACUCUGCGAGAGGAAGCGCACGAUGAGUUCUACUUUCCCCAAAAGCGAGUCCACUACUUCCCUUCUGAAAUCCUCGGGGGGCCACAACCGUAAGUCGGGUCCGCAGGAUCACCGGAGCCAGCACCGCGUCCAGCACCACCCCACCGGGAGAGAGGAUGGAGCCUGGACCGAGGACUGCGAGAGUGCGCGGAGACCUCUCUGCCAACCGAGACACGCAGAGGUGUCUCGAAGUGGAGGAGACCACCGGGGGCAGAAGAGCCACUCUCACCGGCAGGCGAGCCUCCAGGAUGAAGGGUACGCUCAGGAGGAAGCGAGGCACAGGGCGAGCCGGCUCCAGAAAGAGCGCAGCAAGUCCACCAGGACCAGGCAUCAUCCUCACGACUCCUCCCGAGGUGAGCCGCCUCCCGCAGCGCAGCUCCAGCACGGCUCCCCGCAGGACAGGAGGACCUCUCCGGUUCCGUCUUACCCAAAAGGACAGGACGAUGCGGAUUUCUUCUUCGAGCCCAGAGAGAGGGUGAUCACCGGGUCUUCCUCCAGCCUCAGCUCCGACCCACCUGCGACCAGAGCCCCUGCGAAGUCCAGCCGCACAUCCAAGAGAGUCAGCAUAACCGCGUCUGACUCCGUCCUCCAUCCCAUAGUGAAGUCAGUCUUUGGACAGGACCAAAAGAAGAACUACAAGGCAGUGCAGUCCUGUGAGGAGGGGGGAUCUGGGGGGGCCUAUCUUGAGCCGCUAUUGGCCCUGGCCCAGAACGGAGCCAGCAUGCACACCGUACUGGGGCCUGCGUGCAUCUUUCUACGCAAGGGCUUCGCUGAGAGCCGGCAGGCUGACCGAGAGUUGAGGCCCGAAGAAAUGGAUGAGUUGCGUGAGGGUUUUAAGGAGUUUGACAAAGACAAAGAUGGGUUUAUCGGCUGUAAAGACUUGGGGAACUGCAUGAGAACUAUGGGAUACAUGCCAACAGAGAUGGAGCUUAUUGAACUGAGCCAGCAGAUCAACAUGAAUUUGGGGGGACAUGUUGACUUUGAGGACUUUGUUGAACUCAUGGGGCCCAAACUUCUGGCUGAAACCGCAGACAUGAUUGGGGUGAAGGAGCUGAGAGAUGCAUUCAAGGAGUUCGACACUAAUGGUGACGGCCAGAUCAGCACAGCAGAACUCAGAGAAGCAAUGAAAAAACUGUUGGGCCAACAGGUCGGACACAGAGACCUGGAGGACAUCCUACGAGACAUCGACCUCAACGGAGAUGGGCAUGUGGACUUUGAAGAGUUUGUGCGGAUGAUGUCUCGAUGAGGUCCUGACCAUGAAUCAACAUGAACUCUGGUGUGGGAGCACGAGGAAAGAGACCAGCAUAGAGCACCAACGGAUCUUGAACUACUGAGCUUUCAAUGGAAACGAAAACAUAUCAACCCCGCCCUGAAACUGCCAUGCUGAAGCACACAGGCUGUUUACAGCCAGAAGCAACACUGUUCAUUUCUUAGAAAAUAAUCAAAACCAACAGCUGCAUUUGUAACUUUUGCAAAGUUUAUUUAAAAAACAAAUUUUCCUUAAAAAUACCAACACAUUUAAUGCUGAUGUUGACUCAAUGGGUCGAACUGGAUGUUUGGGCGGGAUGCUCAAACACUGUUUGUUGUAAAAUCUGUGUCACUCAGACAUUGUUAAAUAAGAGAUUAACUGCUCCUCCCCCACAUCCCCAUGUGGGUCCUCCCCAGUUCCUGGUGCCUCAAGCUCCUCCCCCACAUCCCCAUGUGGGUCCUCCCCAGUACCAGGUGCCUCAAGCGUCCACCCUACAUCCCCUUGUGGGUCCUCCCCAGUUACAUGUGCCCCAAGAGUAUCCCCCACGUCCCCUUGUGGGUCUCCCCCAGUACCAGGUGCCCGACGCUCCAGUCGAGCGAGGGGCUGACUGGACUGGAGGGGCACUUGGAGCAUCAGUCCAGCGGGGGUCCGACUAGACAUGGGGGGCACUUGGAGCAUCAGUUGACAUGCACUGUGUGUACAUAUCUGGGUUUGGGGUAGAACAUUAUCUUCACAAUCUGUGUCAUAUUCAUCACUACAGCUUGAGGGACAAGUUAUAUAUGAGCUUUGUUGCCUCUGUAAAGCGUCCUGCCUAGCAAGAAGCUGCAUGACCAUAUUGCGGAUUUCUUUAAUGUUAUGUUCUUGGGUGGAUGGGGGAGGGUAAGAAGCUCCAUAGUGCUCAUAGUCUUGCAGAUAUGAGGUUGCAUAUCUGUUCCAUGCUCCCCGCCAAAGUCCCUCUUCAUCCUGCUACUCUCUCCGAUCCAUAUCCAAUGCCUAAGCACUCCGGCUCGAAGGACCAUGUAAAAACUAGGCUGUCAUUUUAGGGAGGGUUGCCUGAAGUGCCUCUGCAUUGGCAUACCAGUCAAAGUAUGAGGACCCACGAUGAGAGUAGUUUAACCAUUUAUUUGCUUCACAUGCAGUUGACAGUUGAUGUAGCUGAUGGUGGUGAUGAUGAUGAUGAUGAUGAUGAUGAUGAUGAUGAUGAUGAUGAUGAUGAUGAUGAUGAUGAUGAUGAUGAUGAUGGUGGUUAUGAUGAUUUCAAAGCUAGGAUAUAAACACAAGUGGAAAUAGGAAGAGCUACAAUACUCUGUAACAAAAAAAUCAAAUAUUGCUUUCGCCAGAUAACCCUAAACAAGCUAUCAAUAAACCUAAUCAACAAUUACAUUACAUUACAUUGAACGUAAACACAACUUAAUAAUGCAUCGAUAUUCAGCUUGUGAAGAGAGCACAUGGGGAUCAGCUUGAGGCUACAGACACGGGAGAGACUGAGCAGGGCUGAUUACAGGCCUUAAAUGGGAUCAGGUAUGGCCUGGUAGGUGGAGGUUAAGCCCCGCCUCCCACCAGACCAAAAAAGGCAGGGGAAUUUACAACACUGUUAAUAAAUGUAGCAUUUAAAAAAACACAUUUGUAACUACAGCUGUAAGCCAGCAAACAUCUGAACUAACACAGCAAAUGUUUUGCUAAAGCAGAGGACAUCUAAAGCACAAACAUAAAAUGGCAAUAUGAAAAUAUUUGAUGUGAUUCUAUCAAAGAUGUGUGUUUGUGUUUGUGUUUUGUGCAUAAUGUUGUCUCUUUCCAACCUACUGUCGGUUUAAUGUCCCCUAAGACUAUGGUCAUACCCUGGUUAAGGAAAGCCAAUAUUUGUUUUGUAAUUAUGUACAAUGUAGCACUUAUGCAGUUCUGCUGAUUUUAAUAACAUUAUGCCUAUCUUACUGUGAUAAAUGUCAUGUUCAGUGUGCAUCAACUGCAAAAAAAUCUCGAAGGAAAUUCUCUUAAAUUACAGUGAGUUUCUAAUCUUGACUACAGCGAUAUGCCUUUUUUAUUACAUGUAUUAUUUAUUCAGAAUUUUGCUUGCAGGAAUUCAUAAAGUUUGACAGAUACCACAGAGCGUUAAAACUAAACUGUAAAUGAAAGAGAAAUUCUGUUUAUGCUUUAAUUUUUUCAGAGAGCUUUAUGAACUUUGCCUGUUUUAUUGGGGUUUCGUGAGUCUAAACAAUCCUGAAGUGAUUUAACUUGAAUACCUCAAGAUGAAUUGAACAAUCAACCUCAUCCACUAAACUGCCCCUAGCAUAAGCUCUAAUAUCAUUUUUUGUUUACCCUUCUGCCAUGAUUACAUAUACUUGUGAAGAAGCCGCAUUUGCUUCUUUAUGUAAAAAGCCAAAGAAAGUUUACAAGAAAAACAUGAGUCUUAUUCAGUGUAUUAAGUGUGUACAUUGUGUUUUAGAAGUAGGCCUACAAUCCAUUGGAUUAUAUGUUUUAAAAUGGCUACUUGAAAUGCCCUUCCAAGUUGAUGGGGCUGCUAAAUUCUAGAUUGACUGUUCAUAAAUGGACAUGGGGGGGCUUAUGCAUGUUAUAAUGUUGAGACAUUCUUCCAAAGGAAAAUCUUACUUUGUGUUUUACUUGUCUUAAGUGUGUGAAACUAUGCAUGCAAGAAACAACUGACAUUUGUAGCAGAUUAAAUAAAGAUUUUUAUUGGAA